Porites lobata is the source of this 9518-nucleotide messenger RNA. The record is from the annotation of a GenBank genome assembly. NCBI's taxonomy places the organism in Eukaryota, Metazoa, Cnidaria, Anthozoa, Scleractinia, Poritidae.
AUGAGUAAUUCAGAUACUAAAGAAUUUUUAGAGGAGCUCAAAGAACAGGCCAAGAGCGCGGAAAGUAGAGCCGAAAAUGACGAGCUGACAUAUGUGGACCCGUCUGAUGGGACUGUUUAUGAGUGGGAUUCAGACAAAAAAGGCUGGUUUCCUAAGGUAUUUAUACAUUUAGUUUCCCAAUUAUCAGUUCAUACAAGUUAUAUACACCAUUACUUUUUAAAAUGUAAUUACUGACGCUUAAAACAAGUUUCUGUCAAUCAAAAGGCUAGAUGCAAACUAAUGACUUUCGAGACUGUUGCAAUUAAUUUUAUUUAUCAAGUGUUUAUAUCAUGUAUUUGUUGGAUGAUGGGGUGGGUCGCAUCCAGGAUAUUUUUUAGGAGGGGGUGCACCACUAUAAAGACUGGUGAUGUAAGCAAACUUUAACACAGAAUACCAGUUGUAUCAGAACUAAGCCACAGGUCAUCUCAGGGGGCAGGGGUGUGGGGGGCUGAAAACGCAAUUAAAAAACAGAACCAAAAUGCAUAUAGAUAGGUUCGGGUCACCUUAAAAGUCAGCAGGUUUCAAAUCAGCCAGAUUGCCAUAAGUUAAAAACUGCCAGUCAAGUCAAUAUCUAAAAUAUUUGGCAGUAGAGAGGUCAUUAAUUACCCCUGGCAAGAAAUUUUCCAGAUAUUCAGAAAAUUAUAUGUACGUGUAGUCAGGUAAGGGAUGAUAUGAAAAGGAGAACAGACUGGGAACUGUGGUGAGAAAACCUCUUCUUCCUGUUUCCUCUAUUUGAAAAUCAUCAAUGAUAAACUUCCGUGAUUUGUAAACAAAUUCUUCUGGCCCCAACUGUUCAAAAGGUGGAUAGUGUUAUCCGGCGAAUAAAUCUCUAUCCAGUGAAUAGUGCAAUGGUUUUCCUAAUACUUAUCCACCGGAUAUGUGAUUUAUCCGGUGGAUAGCACUAUCCAGUGUUUGAACAACUGGCACCUGAUCACUAUAAUAAGAGACGGAUGGAAAAUGGUCUGGAGAAUAUUGAUGUUGAUACACAUUUCAGAGGUCAAACUCAUCAGUAUAUAAAAUCCAAACGUCUGCAGGUUGAUGAAGAUUUCAUAGCAGCAUAUCAAAUGAACUAUGGUUUUACACCAGAUGGUGAGCAAGCUGAUACUACUACUACAGAAAAUAAUUCAACUCCUACUACUUUUCCAGACACCACUCAAACAGCCAAAAAUGAGGUAAGAAAUAUUGUCAGUAGCUUAGUUUUAAUUUACAUUGACUAAAAUGACUAGAUCACCCAAAAAUGUCACACAGAUUAUUAGAUUGACUUUGGAGACAAAAAUAGUGGCCAAUUAAAUACAAUCAAAUCAUGUUGUUGAUCCACACUCUACAAAUAAAACAAAGAUAAAUUUAUAAAGAAUAAAAAUGCAAAUACAUGUAUCAGAAAUAAAACUUGAAAGUCAUAGGCUUCUUUAAAAAGAUAAAUUUUCAAGUGUUUAUUGUAGAGUAGUAACUGACAAGGGAUUUUUGCAUGAUGAGAGGCAAGUUAUUCCAUAGUCUUGAAUCAGCAUUAUUAAUCACCCAGUCUCCAUUUUAGUCUGAACUUUAGCCAUUUGCACAGUGAGCAGUUCUUGGCUAUUGGAAUGUAAUAAAAUAAAUUGUUUUAAAUUUACAUGUGGUGUAGAUCCUUUUUUCUCUGAGAUGUUCUUAGUUUGUACAGAUAGAUUUUUAUGUAUGCUUACCAGUCUGUACGUGUGGCAAAGUGAGGUCCAAAUCACCACAUCCAACCUGCUUGAUCAAAUAAGGAUAUGUAUGUAUGCAGUGUAAGCAGCUCAGGAAUAUCACCAGUCUCCUACCCUUAAUACAAUGUUGGACUGCUUAAUUACUGAGCUUGAAUCAUUAGAGCAUUAUUCUGCUGUAUUGUGUAAGUGUAUCCAUCAAAGAAUGGAUUAAAAUUGCUGCCAACCAUUGUUUUUUUCUUAGACCAAUAAACUAGAAGAAGAACCACCAACAGAUGUGAAGAAGAAAAAGCGGAAGGCAGAUGAAGGUGUUAAAUAUUUCUUGUUGGCAGAUCAAAAGAGAUUAAUUCACCUGUUGGAUAUCUGAACCUUAAACUGCCAAAAUAAUUGGGAAAGUUUUGCUGUGCCUUGUUCAUUGGUAUCAGCAGUUUGCAUUAGUAACUACAUAAUAUUAAACACAGUCACACUCAAAAAGAAUGUUUUGUCAGUUGCCUGCACCCAUACAGUUAAACAUUUGAUAACAUUUCUUGACUGCAUCUACAUCGUUUAGUGAUAUCUGCAGUAUUAUUCUGUUGGUGUUUGGAUAAUUCUAUCAAUUAUCCUUCUUGUGUUAUAGUAAGGUCUUUUGUGAUCAAUUGAUGUAAUCUGAGGUUUUAAUCACAGGUUGUAUGUAAUUGCUUCUCUUCACUACUGUUUAGGAUGGUUUGAAGUUGACGAGCAGAAAAACCCGAAUGUUUACGUUUCUGGUGAGUUAUUCAAAUGUCAAAUAUAGUACUAUAGUCAUGGUGCUAUUUGACUUUGAGGAUUAAGCUGAUAUCCACUGGUUCUUCCUUGACAACAGGAUUACCACUGGAUAUAACAGAAGAGGAAUUUGUUGAACUGAUGAGCAAGUAUGGCAUCAUAAUGCAAGACCCUGAUACAAGUAGGUUUAUUGUAAAAUCCUCACUAUGGCACAACUUUUAAGUGUUUCCACACCUCAGCUCAAGAUAUUUAUUCUGGAAUAACCUCAUUAUAUUGGCAAAAAAGCUCUAUAGAUUUCUAAAAUGCCAGAUGCAUGAUAUUAGUAACUGUCAUGUUUUGAAAUCAGCAUGAUUAUUUAGGUAUGCCAUAUCUGGAAGACUAACAAGAUACCAACUCUGCAUUACAAUACAACAGUAAAUCCAGACGAAUACUGAGAGUGUUAAGUGCCUUUAUAAUGGAAAUGUACUUUGAAAUUCCAGUAUUCAUAUAUGUUAAAUUCUCUUGUUGUAGAUAAGCCUAAAAUAAAGCUUUACAGGGAUGCUAAUGGACAGAUUAAAGGUGAUGGAAGAUGCUGUUAUCUCAAGGUGAUUUACAUCCAAAUUUGCUUCUGUGUCUAAAAUAACAAUAUUCUAUUUCACUUCCACACAUAAAUUUAAUCUUUAACUACAUGUAGUUCAUGUUCUCCUAAGAUUCUAGUAUUCAUUGAGUCAACAUUUGUAGCACUUUCUUCUCACUAACAAUGCUCUUGUGGAGUUAAGAUUCAUGGUCAUAUGUUUCAAGUAGCAGCACAGGCAUCCCAAGCUUACCUUACAAGAGUGUUAUGUAUAUUUUCUCAGAAGAGAGUCAGUAUCACGUUACAAGCGACCACUGAGACUUUGUAUGAAAAAUAAAAUACUGAGGUCUGCAAAUGCUAAAUACCAUUUUAUUUUUACUUUUUUUCUCUAAAAUUAAUAAAGGAGACUUACCUUUCAUGUAUUCCUAGUCGGUUUUUUUGGCUGCUAUUGUGUGACCCCUGUCACUCUCUUCAAAAAUCAAAGCAUUUAAUGUUUCUAUCCCUCAUUGACACUGUACUGCAGUUUUAUUAGAACUGACUCCUUCAACGUCAACAAUAUUUUCUACUUCAAAUUUUUUGGAAAUUAUCAGCCAAUUUUCAAGUUCUUAUUUCUUUUGUCUCUUCACCAGACACAAAAGAAAAAAUUUCAAGCCCUUAAAUAACAGAAGUUGAACCACAAAUAGCAUAAUGAAUACCCUAGAUAUAGUGACACAGUAUGCCCAUACCAUUCAUGAAAACAAUUGCUUCCUUUUACAGCGUGAAAGUGUUGAUCUAGCUAUCAAACUUUUAGAUGAGGCAGAUUUCAAAGGCAGCACAGUACAUGUUGAACAGGUAAAGUAUUUUCAUCAAAAUUUCUUGGACUCUAAACUGUCCUGACAGGAAUAUAUCUGGCACAUCUUUUUGUCCGAAAGCUAUACUAUCAGAACGUUUUCAAUGUUAAUUUUCUCUAGCUUACCCUCCUUCAUCAAACAAGUUAAAGCUGAACCAGGCCUGGCAACAGUUUUGUGACUUUAGCUAAGAUUCUUUAGUGGUAAUAAUUUAGCUUUCUUUCUCUUUUUUCCAGGCUGAAUUUCAUCUUAAAGGUGAAUACAAUCCAGCGCUAAAGAAAAAGAAAAAGAAUAAAAAGAAAAAAGCGGGGAAAGGACAAGAAAAGUGAGUAUUUUUGAAUUUCUAACCAGGAGGUAGCGUGGCUAAGUGAUCAGUGUGUCCCGCGGACUCGCAAUACCAAUCCCGCCGGUGGUCCCGAGUUUGGAUCCCGCUCCAGCCUCUAAUAAUAAUAAAUAAUAAUUUUAUUUAUAUAGCGCUAAAAUCCAAUAAUUGUCCAAAGCGCUACCUAAUUACAAAAUAGAAUAUAAAUAUGAAUAUAAAUUAUAAAAUAUCUACAAUAUACAAUAUAAUUCAAAUAUAGCCUAAGUUAUCUACUAUAUAAAUCAAAAACAUCUUAAAACAAAAGGAAUCUCAUAACCUAUAUGCUAACUUAAAAAAAAAAGUUUUAAGGGAUUGCUUAAAAGUUGCCACUGAAGCACAUUUCCUAAUCUCUAGAGGUAAAUCGUUCCACAAUUUAGGUCCUGCAAUAGGGAAAGCUCUGUCUCCAUAUUUUUCAAUCUGCUUCUUGGAACCACUAAAUAUUCUUUACAUGAAGAACGCAAUGACCUAGAGUAUGUUUUAAAAUUCAAAAGGUCAGAAAUAUAAGAAGGUGCAAGGCCAUGAAGGGCCUUGUAUACCAAUAAAAGGACUUUAAAAGUUUUUGUAAACUCAACUGGUAACCAACGAACAUUAAUUAAAAUAGGAGUUAUAUGAACAUGCUUCGGUGUCAGUGUGACAACACGAGCUGCAGCAUUCUGAAAUGCCUGUAGUCUAGCUAACAGAUACUUAGGAAGGCCAUGUAAUAAGGAAUUACAGUGAUCAAGUUUCGAACUAAUAAAUGCAUGGACUAAGAUUUUACAUGUAUCUUGGCUUAAGUACUUGCGGAUUUUAGCAAUAUUUCUCAAAUGAUAGAAUGAUGAUUUACAAAUGUUCUUAAUGUGCUCCUCAAAACUAAAUAUGCUAUCAAACUGAACCCCUAAAUUACGAACAGAGUCACGAGGUGCAAUGCACUCAGAACCAACAGUAAUGUGACCGAUGUCAGGCAUAGGAUGGAAUCUGGAACUGAUGACUACAAGGUCCGUUUUGUCCUGGUUUAGUUUAAGAUAGUUUCUUAUGAUCCAUUCAUCAAUGUCCCUCACACAGCAUUCCACGCUCUAGUGAUCAGUGUGUCCCGAGGACUCGCAAUACCAAUCCGGCGGUCCCGAGUUUGGAUCCCGCUCUAGCCACUUGCUGGAAGUGCACUUUCCACUACAACUGAUCCUUUGAGAACAUUUUGCUAGCUACCAUUGUACCUCUAUAGUUUAAGAAGAGCGGGGCGGUACUUAUAGUAUUAAAUCUAAGGAAUGAUUUGAUAUGAUUUGCCAUGACCAAUAAAUACCGAUAACGAAGGUUAAGAAACCCAGUGAUCUUUAUUAACUUGUAGACCGCUAAGCUUAUGAACCGCUUGAACGCUAAGCUUACUAACCGCUUGACCGCUAAGCUUAUGAACUGCUUGACCGCUAAGCUUAUGAACCGCUUAACCGUUAAGCUUAUGAACCACUUGACCACUAAGCUUGUGGACCACGAACCGCUUGACCGCUAAGCUUAUGAACCGCUUGACCGCUAAGCUUAGGAACUGCUUGACCGCUAAGCUUGCUAACCGCUUGACCGCUAAGCUUACUAACCGCUUGACGCUAAGCUUAUGAACCGCUUGACCGCUAAGCUUACUAACCGCUUGACCACUAAGCUUAUGAACCGCUUGACCGCUAAGCUUACUAACCGCUUGACCGCUAAGCUUAUGAACCGCUUGACCGCUAAGCUUAUGAACCGCUUGACCGCUAAGCUUAUGAACCGCUUGACCGCUAAGCUUAUUAACCGCUUGACCGCUAAGCUUAUGAACCGCUUGACCGCUAAGCUUACUAACCGCUUGACCGCUAAGCUUAUGAACCGCUUGACCGCUAAGCUUAUGAACCGCUUGACCGCUAAGCUUAUGAACCGCUUGACCGCUAAGCUUAUGAACCGCUUGACCGCUAAGCUUGUGAACCGCUUAUGAACCGCUUGACCGCUAAGCUUAUGAACCGCUUGACCGCUAAGCUUAUGAACCGCUUGACCGCUAAGCGCUUUAUGAACCGCUUGACCGCUGUUUACUAACCGCUUGACCGCUGUUUAUGAACCGCUUGACCGCUAACCGCUUGACCGCUGUUUAUGAACCGCUUGACCGCUAAGCUUAUGAACCGCUUGACCGCUAAGCUUGUGGACCGCUUGACCGCUAAGCUUAUGAACCGCUUGACCGCUAAGCUUAUGAACCGCUUGACCGCUAAGCUUAUGAACCGCUUGACCGCUAAGCUUGUGAACCGCUUGACCCUAGGCUUAUGAACCGCUUGACCGCUAAACUUGUGAACCGCUUAACCGCUAAGCUUGUGAACCACUUGACCGCUAAGCGCGUGGUGGUUAUAACUUAGUUAAAUUACAUUUAACCAAAAUAUUAUCAUUGCAAUAAUAUGUAGACUGUGAGCCUUCCCUUAUUUUUUCAUUAACACGUUCAGCGGGAUAACACUUGUUUACGUGCGAGAUGCAAAGACGCCAACCUAUAUAUUUCUUUACUCCUGGUGACGCUCUCGUUUCUCGCGUUUCGCGUCCUUGUCACUCGUGUAGUACCCCACUAUCUUUGCUUCAAGAAAAAUAAGAGAAGCCGGCUCUCAGCCUCAGUCUAUGUUAAUGUUUUUUUUUUUCUUAAUAGAGCCCAACAUUGCACAGUACAUGUUAUUUUGGAUUAUAAUAAUAACAUAAUGCGAUUAAUUUUUUCAGAUUACUGGACUGGGUUGAUAGAGAUUCAAGACAGAAGAAAGAAAGGAUCAUUGUUUUUAAGAAUAUGUUCAAUCUUGAAGUUUUGAAGGUUAGUGGUGACAGACAAACAUUCUCAUUCAACAUUCUUAGUUUUAACUAACAUAAGAAAAAUCUGAUAAUUAGAAUUACCUUAAAAUUACUACGUCAUAUCAUAUUGAUAAUUUUGUUAACUUUUUUUGCAGAAAAAUCCUGUUCUAAUUACAGACCUCCGUAAUGACCUUAAAAAGGAAUGUGAGGACAAAUUUGGAGAAGUGAGAAAAGUGAUUGUAUUUGAUGUAAGUAUGUUUCCAACCAGACUCACAAACAUUGAAUCAAAGGUUAGGUUUGCUAGGAAGUUUUAGUAAAGCUCUGUGAGCGGUGAAAGGAAGCCGUUGCAGACAGGUCUCCAUUACUUGAGAACCUUAUUCGUGUACAACGAAAUUUGACGAUAACACAUAUGAUAAUAAUAUUGAUGAUAAUCAUUGUUGCCGGAGUUAAUGCAUACAUUGUUCUCUGGUUUAUGGUAAAAUCGUCCCUUGUAAAAGGGACUGUUGUCCUCUCGAUUGUCUCGUUUUAGUUUGACGUUGUUUUAUUUUUAUAUAUUUAUUCAAUGAUUUAGCGCAACAAAGAGGGAGUUUGUUCUGUGGCAUUUGCAACCUUUGAAGCAGCCGACGCUUGUUUACCUGUGAGUAUGUUACAUGAUGCUUUUGAUACUUUUCCACAGUACAUGAGUGUAACUGUAAAAGACUUGAAGCCAGGAGUCAUUUCAUAAAGUAGGUUGAGCAUGAUCGUCCGGGUGAUCGUGGUCCUGAAUAGGAAUGUUGUUGACAGUCACUGACGUUUCGCCGUCAUGUUAUUGGCUAUGAAGGCUCGAAAUGUCAUUGGUGUGUUUCGAUUUUAGCCAAUACUGAACAUCACGGCUUAACUGACAGACGACCAACAACACUAAGUUUAAUACCAUCAACUGACGUGAUACAACUCACUUUAACUCUGAAAAUGACUACUGCACAGGUUGUCGAAAAGUCAGUCACUGUCAGCAACAACAGUCCUAUUCAGGAUACCACGUUCACCCGGACGAUUAUACUUAUAAUGAUCCUAACUAACGUUUCUCGCUCGUUCUGUCAUGGGUAUGUUCCAGUUGAGCUCAUGCUGCCGGCCAGAGAAGCCACACUGGUGUUAACAAAGUUUAUUUUUAGGUGAUGAAUGGACGGUGGUUUGCUGGUCGCAGAAUAUCAGCUGAGCGAUGGGACGGUGUAACUAGUUACAAAGUGGAAGAAACAGAUCAGGAACGAGAACAGCGACUUGGAGAAUGGGAAAAAUAUCUUGCGGGUGAACUUGACUAACCUUCCUCGGAAUCCUAACGGAAGGUAAUGAAAGAAAAGGCGAUGCUGAUCAGUUUAAACUAACCCGUUUAGCUUUUGUCGUGGCGUUAACACGUUCAUUUCCAAGAAUCCCUGAGAUGAAGAGUCAAGAAGCUGCUCACUAAAAUAAAAGUAAUUCCGUGUUCAACAGAAAUUUCAAGACCAUACAUUAUUUAUUCUUUGUUUUAUCACAAAUGGUACAAAACAGAAAAUUAUUUAAUUUUUCCUGGAGGUGAGUGACGAUUUGAAGAAAAAGUCGUUUCGUUCAUGUUUGCCGUUCAGUGAUUAAAAAAAAAAAUAGUGAAACUACUGACUUGUCCGUCCCCACUCGUCUCUUUUGUCUCAUCAUAGUCUCCCGCGACCUUUCCUUGACCGCCUACAAAUGAGAAGAGACGACUGGGGACAUGUCAGGUGAAACUAGACAUUGAGGCCUUUUCACCAGUUAUGUAAGAGCUGCUCGUAAGGUGUUUCCUCAUUGGUCGCAGAAAACAAUAACUUAUCAUUGUUUAUCAUUAUUUCCCAUUGUUUGACAGUUAGGGUUUUCACUGGUUAGUAGCUCUAGUAACUUUGAACAAUAAAUAAACCUAUUUAAUUUGUAUUAGCAUAAUUUGAUAUAUCUAUUUUCAGGGAAACUUUUCAGGACGAACUAUCACCUUCCGCCAUGCCACAUUGUUAAAAGAUACAGCUCGACCUAAAUUCCCUUAAAGUGAGAAACAGCAUAGAUAUUUCUACAGCUGAUAUUAUGCAUCACGUGGCCAUGGUACGAAUCUCAGCACGAGCUGUUCAUGUGGUUUGGUCUGUCACGUGCCACCGACAACGCAUGAUCCGCCAUUGGCGAAUGAGAAUUCUGAUAAAGCACAAGAGGUCGUCUUUUUCCACCAACAGCAAUACCGUAUUUAUUCGAUUAACCGCCCUGUUAAAUGGGGAGGUGGGCGCUUAUUUGGCUGGGCGCUAUUAAAUUUUCAUUUUUCAGGAAGUGAAGUAUGUUUAUUUUGCAACAAAACAAUAAAUGCUAAUAACAAAACGCGAAGAAGUAAUGAAAGGUUUCUGUAUAAUAUGAAGAAAGCUCCGUCCUCCGGGAAGUCUCUUAUUAGAAUUUAUUCACUCAAGUGGGUGGGGUGGGGGUGAGCGCUUAUUUGAGUUUGAUUGGGAGGAGGAGGGGGUGGGCGCUUAUUCGAGGCUGGGCGCUUAUUAACUUUUUCUGCCUUUAGGAUGGGCGCUUAUUCGAGGUGGGCGCUAAUUCGAGGUUGGGCGCUUAUU